GCCAAUCUCCUACUACCGAAUGAUGAGACUCUAGCAACCUAAUCAGAUUCUAUCUAUCUCAGAUUGCAGCAGGAAUCAGGAAAAGUUGAUCAGACUUCAAUUGACUCAAUAAACAUGCAUCAUUCGAUUAUAAUCAAGCAAUAAAGCAUCCAAAACUUCAUACAAGAAAGAUCCUAACUCAUGGAACUAGGGUUCCUCAAAACCUAAGUGAAAGGAAGUUACUCCAUAGAGAAGAGAGAGACUGCAGAAAUCUGAUCUAGAUCUUCAAUCUCCAUCUCCAAGCUUGAUUUCCCGAGCUCCAAUGGCGAAGAAAUCCUCCAAAAUAGCUCCAAGAAUGUUCCCAAGUCGCUCUCUCUCUCUAGGGUUCGUCCCUUGGGUGUUUGGGAUCCAAAACCCAGCUCUCUUCUUCUUUGGUUCGGAAUUUGGCUUAAAACCAGGAAAUCCCGACUCGCACGGCCAGGGUGCAUGGCCGUGCAUAUCACCAUUCUGGCCGUGCAACUCAAAACGCGGCGUGUCAUUUAGUCGAACUUCAGCCCUCUCGCACGGCCAGGGUGCACGGUCGUGCGAGCUUCAGGGGUUGCCCGUGCGUGUCCUCGGCAUAAGGCGCACGGCCAUAUUGCUCACGUGCACGGCCGUGCAGCCUCCCUGGUCUGCCCGUGCAGCUCCCCAAAAACCUCGCCAUUCGUCCGUUCUUCGUCCAAUCGACCCCAGACUCGCUCCUAAGCCUUCAUUCACGUACUAGGACCUGAAACAUCACAAACAAGCACAACCUAGCGUGAAAUCGGUCUAAACCACGAGAAAUCACAUCUCAAACGGUGUAAGAACAGGGGUAAAAACAUGUGUAAUUAACGGUCUAUCACUCGGUGAUUUCCACACGGCCACAUGGCCAGGUCACACGGCCGUGUGGGUUGUGCCCGUGUGGCUUGCUCAGCCUAUGUUUAAUGCUUCGUUUCUCCCUCGUCCGGACACCGAAUCAGUCGUCGUUUGAUCCCAGACGCUCGUAGUCUCGUCCUAUUUCUUUUCAUGACAAGCUUGCAUGAUUCUUUGUCCAUAAAGUGAGGUAGAAAUC
Linum trigynum is the source of this 1069-nucleotide messenger RNA. The record is from the annotation of a GenBank genome assembly. NCBI's taxonomy places the organism in Eukaryota, Viridiplantae, Streptophyta, Magnoliopsida, Malpighiales, Linaceae.